CCAUCUGUUUUGUUUGGCUCUGAAAACCGCAAGAGAAAAAUGGAAACCGAAAGAGAUGGACAACAUGUGGUGGCCCACGACACUCAAGUAAGGCGGAUCAGGGAGAUUGAAAUGGAUCUUGACGAUGGUGCUGAUAAAGAGGAAGGUGAAUCAGACUCGUCUACAGACCUAAUAAAGAAAAAAGUCUCCCAGUUUGUGAUGUCUUUUGGAUUCAGGCUUUUUGGAGUUGUGCUUAUUUUUGUGGACAUCUCCCUUGUGAUUCUGUCUCUAAUGAUUGCUCACAAAUACCACUCUGUUGAUGUCAUGAUUGGAAAUAUCUCUCUGGCCAUAGCAUUCUUCUUCCUCUUUGAUGUCCUCCUGCGAGUGUCCAUUGAAGGCUUCGAAAAGUACUUUGAAUCCAAUCUAAAUAUUCUAGAUGCUAUCAUUGUUGGGGUCACGCUGCUGAUCGAUUUUGUGUAUGCCGUCUCUGACUUCAGCGGAAUAAGCCUAAUUCCAAGAGCGGUUAUUAUUUUUCGUAUCCUGAGGGUUAUAAUUCUGAUAAGAAUAUUUCGACUGGCAUCGGAGAAGGAACGACUUGAAAAGCUCACGAGGAGGCUAGUAUCAGAAAACAAAAGGCGUUACACGAAAGAUGGGUUUGAUCUGGACCUCACAUAUGUCACUGCUCGUGUUAUAGCAAUGUCCUUUCCAUCUUCUGGGAAGCAGUCUUGGUACAGGAAUCCUAUAAAGGAAGUUGCAAGGUUCUUGGAUACGAAACAUGAAGGCCACUACAAAGUCUACAACCUUUGCAGUGAACAGGGCUAUGACCCAAAGAUAUUCCAUUACAGGGUGGAGAGAAUAUUUAUUGAUGACCAUAAUGUUCCCACUCUAGAGGAGAUGGUCCAAUUUACGCAAGACGUGAUGGAAUGGAUGUUGCAAGAUGACAACAACAUCAUAGCAAUACAUUGCAAAGGAGGCAAGGGUAGAACUGGCACCAUGAUUUGCAUCUGGCUUAUUGAGAACAGCCUGUUUGAAAGUGCAAAGGAAAGUUUACAGUACUUUGGUAAAAGAAGAACCGAUGAAAGCACAAGCUCCAAGUUUCAGGGUGUUGAAACUCCAUCACAGAAUAGGUACGUUGAGUAUUACGCAACCUUGAAAUGGAAGUACAACCUGCAGCUCCCAAAACCGAGACCACUUGAAAUAAAAAGCAUAAAGCUCUACGCUAUCCAUGGAGUUGGGAAAGGCAACGGGAGCGAUUUGAGGGUGAAGAUAAUAAUGGAGAAGCAAGUGGUAUUUUGUUGUGUUUGUGCAACCCAAGAAAACUGCCAGUUGUUCUUUGAUGGCGAAAACGACUGGGUGGUAAUUGCUUUUGAAUGCUGCCCCAUAGUUAGCAAAGAUGUGAAAGUCAGAUUUGAAUCUUCUUCAUCUGCGAUUCCAAAAGGCUACGAUGACUGCGCUUUCUUCUUUUGGUUCCACACAGCCUUUGUAGAGGACAACAGGCUUUACCUUUCUAGAAAUGAAAUUGAUAACCUACACAAGCCAAGGAUGUGGAAGACUUUCAGGGAAGACUUUGCUGUGGAGCUGCACUUUGCUGAACCCUAACCAGAAGUGAACAGUGGCAAGUUCCUUCCCAGGAUCAUGAUCCUCUGCCACCACUAUGGCAUUGCCUUCUAAAUCUCAUUUGUGUCUGUAUAGGAGCAUGCAGAACUGAAGAUUGAACAGAGAGCUUGCCUAGCUAUUUUGUGUGUUGCUUAUAAUGAU
Zootoca vivipara (common lizard) is the source of this 1737-nucleotide messenger RNA. Its product is annotated as phosphatidylinositol 3,4,5-trisphosphate 3-phosphatase TPTE2. Lineage: Eukaryota; Metazoa; Chordata; Lepidosauria; Squamata; Lacertidae. Gene Ontology annotation, biological process: monoatomic ion transport; transmembrane transport; dephosphorylation. Gene Ontology annotation, cellular component: cytosol; membrane. The record is from RefSeq and is a predicted model, not a curated record. Gene Ontology annotation, molecular function: phosphatidylinositol-3,4,5-trisphosphate 3-phosphatase activity; monoatomic ion channel activity.